CAAUGAGUAAGGGGAUUUGUUCAUUUUGAUUUUCUCUAACCACUUCAAACCGAGAAAUAAACAUCGAUUAUUCGGAAUUGUGGCCCUGCAAAUAUUAUCCUCUUUCCGUUCCAAUGGCUUAUGAUAGCAUCCCCUCACUGCCGGGCUGUCCAAUUAGCAGGCCCACUGAUAACGCGAGCUCAGGUCCACCCACCCAUACGUCGUGUCACCCACUUUACCUAGCAACGAUUGUGACCACAACUAUGGCUGGGACAUGCCAAAGGAUAAUUAUACAAUAGACAGGAUACUAUUCGAUUUUGGAUGGCCAAGGCGUAGGCUGAAUCCGCUUGAAGGAGAUGAAGAAGUUUCGGGCCAAGGCGACCUCCCUGCCCAUAUUCAACGGUCGCAUAACCGACGCCACCACGCUGACCACCAGUUCGCUGCAGUUACCCUUGGGUCAGGCUUCACAGCGGAAGCAAUCGACUUGCACCAGGGUCCUGCCCACGGUUUUUACCAUUACGGACGGCACCACCGGAGCGGCCAGUACCUCCUUGGCGGAGGCCAUGUCGAGCAGUAAGGCACAGGUGCCAUACCGACAGGAGAGCCUCCUGCAGCUCAGUGUUCCCCGGGAGGCGGCAGUGGGAGUGGCAGGACCUGAAUUGGCUAACUAUGAAAAGGUGCGAGUGGUGGGCCAGGGUUCCUUUGGCAUCGCCAUCCUGUACCGGCGCAAGUCCGACGGGCACCAGAUCGUCUUCAAGCAAAUCAACUUGAGUGAGUUGACCCCGCCUGGUCGGGAUCUGGCCAUGAACGAGGUUGAUGUCUUCUCGAAAUUACAUCAUCCGAAUAUUGUGAGCUACCUCGGAAGCUUCAUCAAGGACAACAGUCUGCUCAUCGAGAUGGAGUACGCCGAUGGAGGGACACUGGCCCACAUCAUCGCCGAGCGGCAGGGUAAAUUGCAUUUCCCUGAACGCUAUAUAAUAGCCGUAUUCGAGCAGAUAUCCAGUGCCAUUAACUACAUGCACUCGGAGAACAUCCUGCAUCGGGAUUUGAAGACCGCGAAUGUAUUCCUAAACAGGCGGGGUAUUGUGAAAAUCGGAGAUUUCGGCAUAUCCAAAAUAAUGAACACCAAGAUACAUGCCCAGACUGUUUUGGGCACACCCUACUACUUCAGUCCGGAGAUGUGUGAGGGUAAGGAGUACGACAACAAGAGUGAUAUUUGGGCACUGGGCUGCAUUCUGGGCGAGAUGUGCUGCCUGAAGAAAACGUUUGCUGCCUCCAAUCUAUCCGAACUGGUUACCAAGAUUAUGGCAGGGAACUAUACGCCCGUGCCAUCGGGUUACACCUCGGGACUUCGCAGUUUAAUGUCCAACCUGCUUCAAGUGGAGGCACCACGGCGACCUACCGCAUCAGAGGUUUUGGUUUACUGGAUUCCGCUGAUAUUCCGUAGUCUGGGAAAGAAUAAGGGGUACUCCUACGAGGAUGAUGUGGGAGGCAGCGGCGGCGACCAAUUGACUGCUCCUGAUCCAGCCGCCGCCCACAGCAAUGUGUCCAUGGAGCUGGAAUUGCCCACCGCCCAGACGGAGACCAAGCAAUUAAUGAGUGCGGAGACAGCGGCGCCGCACGAGAUCCUUGAGAAACGAUCCGUGCUAUACCAGCUGAAGGCCUUCGGCACCUGCUUCAGCAUGGCGCCCAUCCAACUGCCGCCGAAGGCUGUCAUCGUGGGCGUAGCGAUGUCAGAUUCCCACUUCGUGGUGGUCAACGAGGACGGAUCGGCAUACGCCUGGGGUGAGGGCACUUACGGCCAGCUGGGUCUCACCGCACUGGAGGCCUGGAAGCACUACCCAAGCCGUAUGGAGAGCGUGCGCAACUACCAUCUCGUGAGCGCCUGUGCCGGCGAUGGCUUUACUAUCCUGGUCACUCAGGCGGGCAGUCUGCUAAGCUGCGGGAGCAAUGCCCAUCUGGCACUGGGGCAGGACGAGCAACGCAACUACCACAGCCCCAAACUGGUCGCCCGAUUGGCGGAUGUCCGGGUGGAGCAGGUGGCUGCUGGACUCCACCACGUUCUGGCCUUGAGUCGAGAGGGAGCGGUCUACGUGUGGGGCACGAGUACAUGCGGAGCUCUUGGUCUUGGAAAUUAUCAGCAGCAACAAAAAUUCCCCCAAAAGAUUCUUCUAUCGCAUGUGAAAACCAAGCCAUCCAAGAUUUACUGCGGUCCCGAUACAUCAGCUGUGUUGUUCGCCAACGGAGAACUGCACGUCUGUGGCAGCAAUGACUACAAUAAACUUGGUUUCCAACGUCCGUCGAAGAUUACAGCCUUCAAAAAGGUCCAACUGCCCCACAAGGUGAUUCAGGCGUGCUUCUCGUCCACCCAUUCGGUGUUCCUGGUGGAGGGCGGCUAUGUCUAUACCAUGGGUCGAAAUGCGGAGGGUCAGCGGGGAAUCGGGCACUGCAACUCGGUUGAUCACCCCACCAUGGUGGAUUCCGUCAAGUCACGGUAUAUUGUGAAGGCGAACUGCAGCGACCAGUGCACCAUUGUUGCCUCGGAAGACAAUAUCAUCACCGUUUGGGGCACUCGUAAUGGUCUGCCGGGGAUUGGUUCGACCAACAGUGGACUUGGGCUGGAGAUCUGCACACCCAACACAGAAUUGGAACUGGGUAACAACACGGCAGCGUUUACAAACUUUCUGGCCUCGGUCUACAAGUCGGAACUGAUACUGGAACCAGUGGAUAUAUUGGCGCUCUUCUCCUCCAAGGAGCAGUGCGACAGAGGUUACUACGUCCAGGUGCACGAUGUUUAUCCUUUGGCUCACAGCGUUCUGGUGCUAGUGGACACGACCACGCCACUAAUAUCCUCAUACGAAGGCGAUUAUCCACAGUUAUAGGUUCAAUAAAUC
Molecule: messenger RNA, 2873 nt
Organism: Drosophila erecta
Lineage: Eukaryota; Metazoa; Arthropoda; Insecta; Diptera; Drosophilidae
Product: serine/threonine-protein kinase Nek8
Exons: 9
Coding region: 336-2861 (841 amino acids)
Biological process (GO): protein phosphorylation
Molecular function (GO): protein kinase activity; ATP binding
Source: RefSeq, a predicted model, not a curated record